Messenger RNA from Biomphalaria glabrata, 3284 nucleotides. RefSeq names its product ribosome biogenesis protein SPATA5-like. Gene Ontology annotation, cellular component: cytoplasm. The coding region runs from base 120 to 2708 and encodes 862 amino acids. Lineage: Eukaryota; Metazoa; Mollusca; Gastropoda; Planorbidae. Gene Ontology annotation, molecular function: ATP binding; ATP hydrolysis activity. The record is from RefSeq and is a predicted model, not a curated record. The transcript is spliced from 15 exons.
UAGUGUUGGGUUUUUAAAAACUCGAAUUUCAUACAGUUUAUAGAUCUACAUCUAUAUCUAUUUUGAUUGACUCUAGAAUCUAGAUUAGAUCUAGACUCUAUAUUGUUUUAAGAAUUAACAUGGCCCCAAAGAAGAAAGAUAAAACGAAGCAGUCAGAUUGGCUUCAGUGUUCACUCUGUGGGAAAGUCUUUGUGCCCAAUGAUGCAGAGCUUCAUGCUUCAUCCUGUGACACUGAUCAUGGCUACAUCGACAGAAAAAUUCUGUACGGAAAAGUCAUAAAUGUUGAAGGCAUUCAACUAAAAGAUGGCUCUCCUCUUUUGAAAACAGUAAGAGAAUACAACAGUGUUGUUUGGCUGUCCAUUCCUGCAAUGCAGCUCUGUGGCUUGUCUAUAGGCCAGCCUUGUGUCAUCAAUAAGACUGUUAUAAAAAGAGCUUGGCCUAACCAGACCCCAAACCUAGCCAGUGUUGCUAUGACAACAGAAUGCAUGAAUGAGAUGACUAUCCAGAAAGGUGACACUGUGACCGUGGAGAAAUUAGUUGCGAAAGGAGAAACGGCAUUGACGCUCGAGUUAAUUUUACAAGAACAGAAUCCGCUUUUUGAAACUAGUGAAUUCUGUGCUUUUGUGUCUUCUUAUUUAGAUGGUAAAUAUGUUACUCAAGGAACUCCAUUGACCAUUCAUUACUUUGGACUGCUGUGUCAUUGUCUUGUCUCUGGUGUUCACGCAAGAGCAGAAAAUGUUCAACAAGUUCCUGCACUUGAUGUCUUCAACAGUUGCACACCAUCUAAGGAAAAGCAUCAGAGCAGCCUCAACAAAUCGUCUCAUGAUGAAUCAUUAUCAGGAGAGGACUUAUUAAUAAAAGAAGCUGAUACCUCAUGUCUUUCAACUACAGACAUUAACUUGUCCAUGGCUUCCUUGAACAUUUCUAACACAUCCUUAGAAGAAAGUUUUUUGUUUCAAAAGUCACCAUCAACGCCGAGAUUCCCCAACAUCACAUCUCUAGGUCAGGUCUUUCUUGAAGACGAUCAAGACAAAGUCUCAUCUGGUUUAAACUUUUUCCUCGUGUCCUCCAAGUUCACCAAAUGUAGUGUAAAGCCCAAAAAUGGGAUGGAAGCAACGAAAUCAGACUUUAAGUUCACCUUGUCAGAUGUGGGAGGUUUGGCUCAACAAAUAUCAGAAUUAAAGGCAAGAAUCGCAAGAGCUCUAUGUGCAGACAGUGGCAGUUGUUGCAUACUUGUACAUGGACCACCUGGGACUGGCAAAUCUUUACUAGUCAAGGCAAUGACCACUGAGCUAGGACUACCAACUUAUUAUCUGGCAGGUGCAGAUAUCUGGAGCAAAUUAUUUGGAGAAGCAGAAUCUAACCUGAGAAAAACAUUUUUAAUGGCUCAAGAAAGAGCCCCGAGCAUAAUUGUCAUUGACAACUUUGAUGUGGUGUGUCCAAAGCGUUCAUUGAACACGGCUGGUCAGCAGGAACACAGAAUUGUGGGAACACUUCUUUCUUUGAUUGACAACUUGGUGGCGAUGAAAAAUCCUGCUCCUGUUGUGGUGAUUGGCAUCACCAAUAAAAAAGAUGACCUUGAUCCCGCUUUGAGGCGAGCUGGAAGGUUUGGUUGCGAGAUUGAAGUAGGUGUGCCAACAGCUGAUCAGAGACUGGAGAUUCUCCAAGUGAUGUUGACAAAUAUUUCGACCAAUCUAACUAAUGAACAACUGGAAAUGGUGGCAAGAAAUUCUCAUGGCUAUGUUGGAGCUGAUUUGGCAGCUCUUGUCAAUGAAGCAAUACUGCUUGCUACGCACAAACAUGAUCCUGACUCACCUUUAUUUGAAGUUACAUUCAAUGAUCUGGUUCAAGCCGGCUCCCAGAUAAAGCCUAGCGCUUUGAGAGAAAUACAGCUUGAAGUAUCUCAGGUCAGGUGGUCAGACAUUGGCGGAAUGUCAGAAGUGAAGAUGAGAUUACAGGAAGCAGUGGUUCUGCCUUUGACCAAUCCAGAAGUGUUUCGCAGGUUGGGUAUCGCACCACCAAAAGGUCUACUAAUGUAUGGACCACCUGGCUGUUCUAAGACUAUGGUGGCCAAGGCUUUAGCUACAGAAUGCAAGUUUAACUUUCUAGCAGUGAAGGGUCCUGAGCUGUUCAACCAGUAUGUGGGUGAAUCGGAAAAGGCUGUUCGGGAAAUUUUCAGAAAAGCAAGAUCCGCCUCUCCAGCUAUAAUAUUUUUUGAUGAGAUUGAUGCCAUUGCAUCUAAAAGAGGAAGUUCUAGUGGCAGUGGUGUUGAUGAUCGUGUGCUGACGCAACUAUUGACUGAGAUGGAUGGACUGGAGUUUCUGAAAGAUGUCUUCAUCAUGGCUGCUACCAACAGGCCUGACAAAAUUGACCAUGCUUUAUUGAGGCCAGGAAGAUUUGACAGUUUGGUUUAUGUCCCCUUACCGGAUGAUGCUACCAGAAAAGAAAUUUUAGAAAAGAAAUUAAGCAGAAUGUGUAUAUCUGAGGACGUCCAGAAAGAUUUGUUGGUGGAACUAACAAUAGAUUACUCUGGUGCUGAAAUCAUUCAAGUCUGUCAAGAGGCUGCUCUGUGUGCCCUGCGGGAAGAUUUACAAACCAAAUGUGUUCAACAAAAACAUUUUGAUCAAGCUUUGAAGAAAGUCCAACCCCAGAUUGAUCCAGAAUUGUUACAAAUUUAUCAAAAAUUUUCUAACUCAAGAUUAAAGUAAUCUAUUUAAAAAAUAUAUAUUAUUUUUCGUAAUAAUUUAAGCAUAAAAACAACAAAAUAAUAAAUGUUGAUAAAUGUUUUUAUUGACCUGCUCCAUGUGACAAAGUUCUUACACAGUUGUAUAAACCCAAAAAAAAAAAAAUUCAUUAGAGCAACUUAAGCUUUUUCAUUCCACAAUUACACAAAAGCCACAGUUGAAUUGCAGACUUUAAUGAGCAAUGGUCGGAGUUGACAGUCUUCAAAUCUGUUUAGUUUACAGUUGCACACAUAUAACGGCUGUACAGUUUGGGAGUUUUAAUUCUCCUUCAUACAAAAUAUCAAUAACAAAUGUCAUGCAGGCAAUAAGUGCAAUGCGUGUUUUUCAUUAUGAUUUCAAACAAAUGAAAAAAUACAGAUAUUGUUUGAAUGUUUUCAAAAUACGGUGAGCAGUGCAAAGACGCCAUAAACCAGAGCACAAGGGUAGGCCACCAGGAGCUGUUGGCUGUCCAUUUGUAAGGCGGAGACAAACAGCUUUGAUGCAGAAAUGCUGCACCACAGCACAGUCACUGAUACCAGAACCAAGCCAAAUAUUCCCCUG